UAAAGCCAUCUUUUGUCCACUUGUGUAAAUUGAUUUUAUUGGUAUAGAUGUAUCUUAAAUAAAUAUUUCUUUUAAUAUUAUUUAAUAUUUAUGUUGCUAAAUAUAUUUUUACUUCUUUGUUACCUUUUAAAAGUAUUCGAAUUACAUCAUAAAGCCAUUUGGGAUGUUCUGGUACUCUGGGCCUAAUUAUACCUGGAUGAGUUCUGUGUUUCAUUUCUCCAACUGAUAUUUUAUCAAGUACAGGCUCUAUGACUUGAAAUUUAUUCUUCGUUGAAUACUAUUUAAAAAAAGGAGCACAGCAUGUAAAAUUAACUUAGAAUUCUUUAUUAGACUAAUCAACCAUCAAUAUUUUUUAAACAAACGAAAUCACUCGAAAAUAAUACUAAAGUUUUUAAUUGCUUAGCACUACUCUACAUUAAAAUAAUAGUAUUAAUUGUUUAAUUACCCAUCGUAAUUGUUUGUAUCUCGCGAAUGUUAGUUUUGUUGACAUAAUGAACAAUCUUAUUGUUUUUUGUCAAUUGUUUCCGAUGCAGAUUACUUUGGAACAGUGGACCUAUCUAUAAUAAAUUUACAACCAAAAAUAUCAAUUACUUUUUCCAAUAAUUAUAGUAACAAAAACUGAAAUGUGAUUGUGAAAUAAUUUUAAAACGUGCAUUAUAUCAUAAGUACUAUGCGGUGUUCAUAACCUGAAUGAAUUUGUGUACAAUGCAAGUACCUUUCGUAAGUUCAAUUUGUUUUUCCUAAAAUAACUCGUUAUGACUUCUCUUGAUGAACCAUUUAUUCUGAUACCUGUACUUUACUGUAUUUGUUAAAGUACGGGUACUGCAAUCAUCGAACAAUUUAAUUCCUGAACGAAAAUGAAGUUCGCAGAGCAUUUAAGUGCUCAUAUUACACCAGAAUGGAGAAAACAAUAUAUAAAUUACGAGGAAAUGAAAGCUUUGCUCUAUGCAGCAGUAGAGCAAGCACCAUCAGCAGAUACAACAGAAUCGCAUGUAUUGGAACGUUAUUUUAAUAAGUUUGAUGACAAAUUUUUUCAUUAUUGUGACAAAGAACUAGCAAAGAUAAACACAUUUUAUUCUGAAAAGCUGGCAGAAGCUACACGAAGAUUUGCAAGUCUGAACAAUGAAUUAAGCGAAAUUUUAUCAGUCUCUGAGGAUAAACAGGGGAGCCGUAAAUCUCGUUAUCGUAAUAAUAUUCUGCACAAAAAGCCAGUCUCAGCACGCAAACUUCAGGAACUAAAAUUAGCUUUCUCUGAAUUUUAUCUGUUUCUUAUUUUACUUCAAAAUUAUCAAAAUCUUAAUUUCACUGGAUUCAGAAAGAUAUUAAAAAAGCACGAUAAACUUUUAAAUAUAGAACUUGGGGCAAAAUGGAGGGCAGAACAUGUAGACACAGCAUUGUUUCAUACACACAAAGAUAUAGACAGACUUAUUGCCGAAACGGAAGCAUUAGUUACUCGGGAUUUAGAACAGGGAGACAGACAGCGUGCUAUGAAACGUUUAAGAGUACCUCCACUUGGAGAACAACUAUCUCCAUGGAUUACAUUUAAAGUUGGAAUAUUUUCUGGGGCUUUCGUUGUACUUCUCAUAGCGGUAUUACUGUCAGGUAUACGAUAUAAAGAUAAUAAUAACUGGCGAGUUUUAUGCAGAUUAUAUCGCGGACCACUUCUCAUUGUUCAGUUUUUCUUCCUUAUGGGAAUAAAUGUGUAUGGGUGGAGAUCUUCUGGUGUAAAUCAUGUCUUAAUAUUUGAGCUUGAUCCUAGGAAUCAUCUGUCCGAACAGCAUAUAAUUGAAAUGGCAAGUGUGUUUGGGCUUGUUUGGUCCUUAUCAAUAUUAGGUUUCCUGUACAGUGAAACAUUAGGAAUACCACCAUUUGUUCAACCAAUGUUAUUAUAUACAUUAUUAGCUCUAUUUUUAUUUAAUCCAACAAAAACUUUGCGACACGAGGCUAGAUUUUGGGCGCUUCGAGUUAUGGGAAGAAUAUUUUGCGCCCCCUUCUUUUAUGUCGGCUUUGCUGAUUUUUGGCUCGCUGAUCAGUUGAAUUCCCUCCACACUGUUUUCUUAGACUUCCAGUAUUUUGUGUGCUUUUAUGUACAAAACUCUUCUUGGACUAGUGUUACAGACGCAGAAACUUGCAUAAUGCGAGAACUAUCGAUGAGACCAUUUGUGGCUUGUUUACCAGCCUGGUUUCGAUUCGCACAAUGUUUGCGUCGGUACAGAGACACAAAAGAGGCCUUCCCCCAUCUUGUAAAUGCAGCGAAAUAUGCUACCAGUUUCUUUGUUGUAGUUUUUUCAUAUCUACAUUUGACUAACUCCAAGUAUUAUGUGAUGUCGACAGAGAACCCUUAUUUUUAUCUGUGGAUCACCGCAAGUAUAAUGAGUUCUUGUUUCGCUUACACAUGGGAUGUGAAAUUGGAUUGGGGAUUAUUCGAUAGCAAUGCGGGAGAAAAUAAAUUUCUCAGAGAAGAAAUAGUUUAUUCUUCUCCAUACUAUUAUUACUUUGCUAUAAUUGAGGAUUUUAUACUUCGUUUUGGUUGGGCAUUUUCCUUGUCUCUAACUGAAAUGGGAUAUGUACAUGCAGAUUUGAUGGUCUCUAUAGUUGCUCCAUUGGAAGUGUUCAGGAGAUUUAUAUGGAACUUUUUCCGCUUGGAAAACGAGCAUCUGAACAAUUGCGGGAAAUUCAGAGCGGUUAGAGAUAUAUCCGUUGCUCCCGUCGAUUGUUCCGAUCAAACGCAAAUUUUACGAAUGAUGGAUGCAACGGACGGCGUGGUGAACAGAAAGAGAAAGCAAAAAUUAACGGAGAAAAGCAAACCACGUGCUCUCUCGAAAGGCGAAUCAUUGAUUUGCGACGUAGACACUUAAACGACAUUUCUCAUCUUAUAUUUCGAACUAGAACAACCUGCCCCUAUUUGUACAAAUAAUUUACUUACUUUGCAUUCGUUCAGUGCCUCCUCGGCAUGUACAAAAAGAAUAUUAUUUUCUGACGUCGAAUGCUGGUUAUGCCCACCUUUUUCAAACCUAGUCGAAACCUGUGUCGAAGUUCAAAUAAAUUCAGGCAUCGCUUGACGGAGGUUAACGUAUGAAUAUAUAUUACCUGUUAAAUGUGAAAUAUGCAUAAUUGUAUGAAUGUUGUAUAAGAUCGUUGGAUAUUGUUUAAUAAUCACACUCGUAUAUUCGAAUCGUUUAACGAUCGUUGAACGCGGGAAUAGUGAGCAUCGAGAAUCGACACUCUCGAGGCGGUUCGAGAUAAUCGAUGGGACGAUUCGUCGAUUUAUUCGAAUUUCUUCGAAAUACGUAAUGUUUAUCACAAACUGU
Molecule: messenger RNA, 3311 nt
Organism: Nomia melanderi (Alkali bee)
Lineage: Eukaryota; Metazoa; Arthropoda; Insecta; Hymenoptera; Halictidae
Source: RefSeq, a predicted model, not a curated record